Messenger RNA from Hyaloscypha bicolor E, 1099 nucleotides. RefSeq lists its product as uncharacterized. NCBI's taxonomy places the organism in Eukaryota, Fungi, Ascomycota, Leotiomycetes, Helotiales, Hyaloscyphaceae. The transcript is spliced from 2 exons. The record is from RefSeq and is a predicted model, not a curated record. Bases 486 to 1040 code for a protein of 184 amino acids. Gene Ontology annotation, cellular component: membrane.
AAUCUUCCAAAUGACUAAGUCUUUCAUCACCACUCCCUUUCCUGACUGUCUCGGAUGCCGAACUCGGAUACCCGGAAAUUUGAAAUUAACUACUUAGGUGGCUGAUUCCGUACCAUCUGCUUCUCGCGAGAUUCGCUGCUUCCAAAAGCCAAAGGGAGAGAGCACUCCAGUGUGGAGACCCCAAAGUUAGAAGAGUGGAGAACGCUCUUCUCUAUCUCUACGCCGUCCCAGGCGCUAUACACCUCCACCCUCUCACAUCAAUCUUUCACAGAAACCGUUCAUACUGUCAUCGCAUUUGUGAGAUAAACCGGGAGCCGCAUUUCAUUUCAUCCGAAGUCUAGCAAUGAUCGUCAGAGGAAGUGCCAUUCGGGACCAAAUAGUUCGAUUUUGGACCCAAAUGUCAUCUCUUACGGUAUAUUUCCCCAUCCCCCAGGUUUCCUCCAACUUUUGAAUGCCAUUUUCUCAUUGAUACCCACUUCUUCACAAUGGUAGCCGAAACCCCAGAAACAGUUGCAGCACCCCCCAUCAACGGCGUCAUUAGGGCCGGACAUCCUAACGGAAACGCAUUCGCCGCCUAUCCAAAUGACCCCAAUGCCUGCUCACCCAAUGGCAAGGGCCCCGUCCAAGGCGUACCCGGAGGCUCCUCCCACCGGGACUACGGUGGAAACCCCCUCGCUCACGCCAACACGGGCGAGAGUGCUCGCUUUGGCCCUUUCGCAAAGUACCUGCAACCGGGUCUCUACAAACCGCCUAAGAGCGACAUCACCAACCCAGAUCCUCCCGGCUUAAUAAGAUUCACAUUCACCACAUUCCUCCUGUCUCUCAUUAGCUUUUCAACCCACGGUGUGACGACCCCAAACAUCGUCGUUGGUCCAGCUACUUGCUGGCAUGUGGGAAAUGGCAGCACAUCGCACAAACUCACAAUGUUAGAUGAUCUUCUAGGCGAACAAGGACUGGAAUUCGUGGGAAUGUGUAAAACGACACCCCCCCGGGUGUCGAUUGGGGUGUCGAUUAGGGGGCAGUGUAUUUUGGGACCUUAAGUUAGAUUUUCAAAUUUAAGUAUAAGCUAGUAUAAUAUAAGGCUUAUAAUAAAAUUAGG